AUGCAGCGGAGUCCAGUGCUAGGUCUUUCGCCCAGCUUCAACAGCUACAACUCCGGCAGGCUUGCUGAGAUUGCUGCCAGGAUUAUUGAAGAGUUGGGAGAGUCGGAGUUUCAAACCGAAAUUGAAGCUGGAAAUGAUCUUGAGGAAUCCAUUCAUUCUUUGCAAGUUAAAGAAGGUGAUGAGGAAUCCGCUCUUUUCUCCGAAGUUAAAAGUGGAAAUGAUGAUGAAGACGUGAAAGAGGAUGAGGUCGAUGGUGAUGGUGAUGAUGAUUCAGAGUUUGCUUUUGUGUGGAGGGAGCCGGAGACGUCGCCGAUUUCGGCGGAUGAGAUUUUCUACAACGGCCAGAUUCGGCCGGUUUUUCCGAUUUUUAACAGGGAUUUACUGCUAGGCGAGGGGCAGAACCAGGAUGUUUCCGUAAAGCCGCCGACUCCGGCAUCGAUUCGGCGUCCUUUGAGGAAGCUUUUGAUAGAGGAGAGAGGAACGGGUUCGUGCUCGUCAUCGGAGGCUGACGAGCUCGAGGGAGUGCCGGCAGGGACGUACUGCGUGUGGACGCCCAAGGCGGCGGAGUCUCCACCGGCAAGGUGCAGGAAGAGCAACUCCACGGGAUCAUCGAAACGGUGGAAGUUCCGCGACUUCCUCCACCGGAGCAACAGCGACGGCAAGGACACUUUCGUCUUCCUCACUCCGAACUCCAGCAUGAAGAAAAAAGCAGAAAAGGAAGCCCCCUCGGGCGCCGGAAAACCUAAGCCAAAAGCAGUAGCCCGGGAGAAUGCGACGUCAGCAAACCGGAAAAACAACACAGCGGCAAAGAAGGAAGGUGAUCGACGGCGGUCGUUUCUUCCGUACAGGCAAGAUCUGGUAGGAUUCUUCGCAAAUGUGAACGGCUUGAGUAGGAAUCUCCAUCCCUUCUAG
Molecule: messenger RNA, 912 nt
Organism: Vitis riparia (riverbank grape)
Lineage: Eukaryota; Viridiplantae; Streptophyta; Magnoliopsida; Vitales; Vitaceae
Exons: 1
Coding region: 1-912 (303 amino acids)
Source: RefSeq, a predicted model, not a curated record